AUGCCGUCUUUCAAACGAGUACAGGCGCCCUCGGAUUCCGAGGAUCAGAGUGACGGGGGAUCAGAGAGCGCCGCAUCGAACCCCACGCCUUAUUCUAGAAAACGAGCCCGUCUAUCCGCUUCUCCCACAUCUUCUGAUGGAUCGGGAGCGAACGAUAGUGAUUCCGACUCCCCCUCCCCCUCCAACGAUGAUGCGCUCCCCGACGGAGAUGCGGACGAGAGAGAACUCGAGUUGCUCCAGACCCAGAUAAUCCAGGAUAAAUACGCCCGUAUGGUCGAUGAAACCAAUGUUCCUGCUGAACACGGUAUUCUCGAACGUGUCGAAUGCUACAAUUUCAUGUGCCACAACCACUUCUCUGUGGACCUCGGGCCGUUGAUCAACUUCAUUGUCGGAAAGAACGGUAGUGGAAAAAGUGCCAUCUUGACCGCUAUCACGCUUUGCCUGGGAGGCAAAGCGUCUGCAACAAACCGCGGACAGAGCUUGAAGAGCUUUAUCAAGGAAGGCAAGGAAAACGCCUCCAUCAUUGUCCGGAUCAAGAACCAAGGCGAAGGCGCCUACAUGCCCGACGACUAUGGAAAAUCCAUCAUUGUUGAACGCCAUUUCACAAAGAGCGGCUCCAGUGGUUUCAAGAUCAAAAAUGAGUCAGGGCGCAUCGUCUCCACGAAAAAGGCCGAGCUAGAUGCCAUUACCGACUACUUCUCUCUGCAAAUCGAUAAUCCCAUGAAUGUGCUCUCGCAGGACAUGGCCCGCCAGUUUCUCAGCAGUUCCACUGCGGCAGAGAAAUACAAGUUUUUCGUCAAGGGUGUGCAGUUGGAACAACUAGACCAGGAUUAUCGCUUGAUUGAGGAAUCUGUGGAUCAGAUUGAGGAGAAACUCAGAACCCAGGCGCCAAAUAUUCGCUUUUUGGAGAACCAGAGAGACAUGGCAAUGAAAAAGUUGGAACUUUCUGACCAACAAGACUCCCUGAGGGAACGCAUCAAGACCUAUCGGAAACAGCUGGCUUGGGCUACUGUGGAGGAAGAAGAACGAACGAGAGAUUCACUUACCCACGAACUGGCCAAGGCAGAUGAGGGAAUCUCUCACGCUGAGGCCGAUUUGAGCCAAUACGAUGAUAGGCUCCAGACCGUUGACGCGGAGUUAGCCACGGCAGCAGAGCAUUGCAAUAGAACAAGCCAUGCACUAGAGGAAGGUCAAAAGGAGAAAGAACAGAUGGAGGACAAUUUGAAGAAAGUAUCGGCAGAUUCGCGUGAGGCCCUUUCCGAUCAACGAGCCAUCAAAGACCACCUCGACAAGGCGAACGCUAGAGUUAAAACAGCGCAAGAGAAGGUCGAGGCCGAAGAAAACCGUCUCAUCGAGGUAAGCAAUGGAGGCUACGCUCGAAGACAGGCGGAAUACGAGGAGGCCAAAAAUCUCGCUGCUGCUGCACGGACCGAGUACGAGUCGUACGAACGAGGCCAACCCUCUCUACGAGAAGCUAUCAAGUCUGCCGAGAGGAAAACACAAGAUGCCAAGAAACAGCUGGAUAUCAAAAUACAGGACAUCAACCAAGCCGACAGCCGGUUGCGAGACCUCACGAGAGAAAAUGCACAGGCUAGAAAUGGCUUCCAUGAGAAAAUGCCAGCGCUUCUGAGAGCCAUUCAGCAAGAAAGAUCGUUCACAACCCGUCCGGUUGGACCGAUUGGGCAUCACGUCACCUUGCUUAAGCCAAAAUGGGCUUCUAUUAUCGAGAGUACACUUGGACACAGCCUUUCCAGCUUCGUAGUAAAAAGCCAUAGCGACCAAAAGAUUCUCAGCAAUAUCAUGAAAAGGGUGGGCUGUCAAUGCCAGAUCUUGGUCGGAUCUAAUGAGAAUAUCGACACGUCAAACAAUGAGCCGGACAGUCAGUAUGACACGGUUUUGAGAGUUUUGCAGAUCGACAAUGAUCUAGUCCGAGGACAUCUUAUUGUCAGACACACCAUUGAGAAAAUGCUUCUUGUUGAAGAUUUGGAAGAGGCUUCAAGGUUGAUGUUCGACGGUCAAAGGCUCAGAAACGUUGUACGAUGUUUCAGCAUCGACUCGAUGGAUCAAAGGCGCGGAGUUCAUCUCUCUUAUAAUAAAGAGGGUGGUCCCAGUCAGUCACCAGUAGCGCCAUACAAAGGCUAUCCACGGAUGAAGUCGGAUCUGGCCUCUCAGACCAGUCACCAGCGUGGGGUCCUCCAGGACCUUCAACGUCAAAAACUUAAUCUCAAGCAAGAGUAUGAAACUGCGGUUGCUCAUUUGGGAUCAUGCAAGCGAGAUUUGGCGGACUAUGACCGGGAGAGCAACGAGUUGAAGAUUGAGAUGCAGCGACUAGAAGAUCAUGCCGAGUCGCUCAGAGAUGCUCUUGAAACUACCGAGGAUGGGCAACUCGACGCCUUGAAACUGGUUCUAGAGGAUGCGAAGGACGAGGUGCGAAACCACCAAUUGUCGCUCGAGGAGGCCAAGAGUGCCCAGGCCAUUGUGCUUGAUAAAGUGAGGGAUGCGCGACGAGAUCUUACUAGUGCAGUCGAGAAGCUGGCGACUCUAAAUCAGAGGUGCAUUGUUGCCAAGGAGGAGCAGGAGCGUGUUGAUGAUAAGCGCCACCAAAUCCUCAGCGAGAAGAAUAAGGCUAUCUCGCGCAUUGAUGAGGCCAAAGGACUCAGGGACCGAAUUCGGCGGCAACAUGAUCAAUUGGUAGCUAAACUACUCCAAUCGAUUGAGGGGGCCAGCAUCAUCACGCCGAGGGUUCCUGUGGACGAAGGCGAGACCACCGAUAGUCUCGGAGCAAAGAUGGAAAAAUUGAAAGCGGACUUGCAGCGAUACAGUCAACAGCUGGGUGCUACAAGAGAGCAAAUUGCCAACGAUGCUUCGGUGACAGAGGCGAAGUAUCAACGAGCUUUGAAACAGGUGGAAGAGAUGACCACACUAGCCCAGAUAUUCAAAGACACGUUGCAUAAUCGUAAGAAGCGGUGGGAGAUCUUCCGAGCCCACAUCUCGUCCCGUGCCAAGGCCCAGUUCACCUACUUGUUGAGUGAGCGCAGCUUCCGGGGUCAGUUAUUGACCAACCAUAAAGAGAAGCUGUUGGACCUGCAAGUUGAGCCCGAUAUCACGAAAGACGACAGCACUGGCCGUGGAGCCAAAACACUUUCCGGUGGUGAGAAGUCAUUCUCACAAAUCUGUCUGCUGCUUGCCCUCUGGGAAGCUAUGGGUUCUCCUAUUCGGUGUCUCGAUGAGUUUGAUGUUUACAUGGACCACAUUAAUCGCAAAAUGGCCAUUGACAUGCUUAUGAUCGCCGCUCGACGGUCCAUUGGACGCCAGUUCAUCUUGAUCACACCGGGCAAUCGGAACGAUAUCACUAUUGAUGCUGAUGUCCGGGUGAAGGAGUUAGCAGAGCCUGAACGUGGGCAAACUAGUUUACCCUACCAAAGGGCGCGGUAA
Messenger RNA from Penicillium subrubescens, 3435 nucleotides. RefSeq names its product DNA repair protein SMC6. Gene Ontology annotation, cellular component: nucleus; site of double-strand break; chromosome. The coding region runs from base 1 to 3435 and encodes 1144 amino acids. NCBI's taxonomy places the organism in Eukaryota, Fungi, Ascomycota, Eurotiomycetes, Eurotiales, Aspergillaceae. Gene Ontology annotation, molecular function: protein binding; damaged DNA binding; ATP binding. The transcript is spliced from 12 exons. The record is from RefSeq and is a predicted model, not a curated record. Gene Ontology annotation, biological process: double-strand break repair via homologous recombination; chromosome organization.